Molecule: messenger RNA, 399 nt
Organism: Ichthyophthirius multifiliis
Lineage: Eukaryota; Ciliophora; Oligohymenophorea; Hymenostomatida
Exons: 2
Source: RefSeq, a predicted model, not a curated record
AUGCUUAUUUUUAAAUAAAUUAUUAAAAAUUAAAAAAAAAAUAUUAAUUAGAUUACAUUAAAUAAAUUAUUUUUAAAAAAAAUAUAUUAAUUAGAUUACAUUAAGAUGAUUUAAUUUUAAUUGAGAAAAUUGAAUAAUUAAUUUAGAAAAACUGUUUUUAUUUUUCACCAACAUAUGAUUUAACAAAUUCAUUUUAAUCAAAUUUUUCAAAAUAUAAUAAUUAAAAUAAUAAUUAUUGUUUUAAUUAUUGUUUUAUGGAAUUUUUUAAGAGUUUUGAACAUUAUAAUAUUGUUGAUAAAUUUAUAUGUGGAUAUAUUAAUAUAUAACAUGAACGUUAAUUUAAUUGUUAAAUCUAACUAGCAUUAAUUAGUAGAAAAGAUAGAAAUAGAAUAGGAAUGA